Molecule: messenger RNA, 6262 nt
Organism: Mercenaria mercenaria
Lineage: Eukaryota; Metazoa; Mollusca; Bivalvia; Venerida; Veneridae
Product: ubiquitin carboxyl-terminal hydrolase MINDY-3-like
Exons: 12
Coding region: 66-1397 (443 amino acids)
Biological process (GO): protein K48-linked deubiquitination
Molecular function (GO): K48-linked deubiquitinase activity; cysteine-type deubiquitinase activity
Source: RefSeq, a predicted model, not a curated record
UCCAAUAUGGCGGAAAGCGUCACUAAAUUUUAGAAAAUCAAAAGUUAUUAUCGGUUUUCUUCAAUAUGGCAGAAGGUAUUGCAUCUCUGGACCCGGGAAUAAUAUCAGACGUGAAACGACUUUUGUGGGGAGAUGAUUUAAAAGAGGAAGUGUUUUUAAGGUGGAUGCAAGGGUUUGCAUUCAGUGAAAAUGAGGCCACAGCAUUGGUACAGUAUGAAGGUGGUCCAUGUGCAGUUAUUGCCCCUGUUCAGGGAUUCAUUAUCAAGAAUGCACUGUUCAGCCAGAGACCUGUGGAAGACUUCUCACAAGUUACAGUGGAAGAAAGCACUGAACUGCUUCUGCAAGCAUUGUGUGAUAUAUUCAUACAUGUAUCUUCUGGGGCUUACACAAUUCUGAGUCUGGAGCAGGAGUCAUGUGACAGCAACAACCAAUCAGAAAGCAGCAACCAGAGUGAGGCUGGACAGAGUUCUUGUAAGAAGUCUAGACUGGACCAAGAAAUGUUCCAUUCCAAAUUAAGGUGUACAAAAUGUUCUGAUAUAGAAAUGAUGAGAAGAAAUAUGAAGACAAACAUUUCAGAUUAUAUGGGACCAUCUGGGGUACUCUUGUACCUGUACUCCAUAAUUUUAACCAAAGGUAUAGAACAAAUAAAGAAUGAGGUUGAAGACCCUGGAGAACCUCUUAUAGAUGGUAUACAUGGUCACGGCAGCCAGAGUUUAAUCAACUUAUUGAUAACAAGUAAAGCAGUAACAAAUGUAUGGGAUAAUGAUAAAGAUGUCUCAGGUUUAAAGUUACACGGUGUAUCAAGAAGAGCUUUUAUAGGAUUUUUAUCUUUUAUGGAACAUCUUAGAUAUUGUGAAGUAGGUUGGAAUUUAAAGAACCCGGAAUAUCCAGUUUGGCUAAUAGGAAGUGAAACUCAUUUAACAGUGUUGUUUUCUAAGAAUAGAAAUUUAGUAAUCACAGAAACAUUAGAGUCCAAUGCUAGAAGAAUUUUUCAAACAUUUGAUCCAGAAGGAAAUGGAUUUAUAGCAACCAUUGUACUAGGUGAUUUAUUGGCAGCAUUAGAUCUUGUUUCAGAUAAAGAGUAUGUAGAUAUAAUGGCAUCCAAGUUAGAUGCCGAGAACCUGGGUAUCAUCACACAGAGCAGCUUCUUUGAGGAAUUUUUUGCAGGGGAGACAACUCCUGAAGUACCAAAGAAAUUUAAAUUGUACCAUUACAAUGGACUAGCAAGGUCUUGCCAUGAUAAUAAGGUUAUGUAUCAUGACUGUGAUGCUGUUCUACAAGACGAAAUAGAAGUUCAAUUAUUAAGUGAUGUCACACCUAUGAAAAUGGUAUUGUUGACAAAAUGGCCAACAAUUGAAGUUAAAUGGAAAGAUGAAAUUAUACCAUCAUUGAACUAACAAAAUGGCCAAUAGUUGAAUAGUUGAAGUUAAAUGGAAAGAUGAAAUUAUACCAUCAUUGAACUAACACAAUGGUUGACAAAUUGAAGUUAAAUGGAAGUAUGACUUUAUACCAUCAUUAAACUAACACAAUGGUCAACAGUUGAAGUUAAAUGGAAAGAUGAAACUAAACCAUCAUUAAACUAACAAAAUAUCCAGCAUUUAAAGUUAAAUGUAAAGUUGAAGUUACACCAUCAAUGAACUAACACAAUGGUCGACAGUUGAAGUUAAACGAAAUUAGAACAUCAAUGAACUAACAAAAUGGCCAACAGUUAGAGUUAAAUGGAAAGAUGUAGUAAUACUAUCAUUGAACUAACAUAAUGGUCGACAAUUGAAGUAAAAUGGAAAAAUGAAAUAGCUUGGUUCAACUGACAAAGUGGCUGUCACUUGAUGUUAAUGCAAAAAUGAAGCUACUCCUUGUUUAAAUGAACAAAAUGGCAAAAAUUUGAUGUUAAUGGAAAAAUGAAGCUAUGCCAUGGUUCAACUAAUUGCAUUUGAGUUAUAGUUAAAGGCGGUGGUAAACCAUAAUUAAAUUAACAAACUGGCUUGCACUUGAAUGGAGUGAUAAAGUUAUAUGAUAGUUAAACUUACAAAGUUGCCAAAAUUGACACAUGAUUUCAUGUAUCAUUUUUUAUUAACAGCUAAGAUUACUUGUCAUGAAAUAUGUGUCACCAUGUGUUGUGAUUUCAUUUUAUUUAUGACAGUACCGUAUCUUCACUGCAAUUCCGUGUUUCUGAUUCUGAAUAAGAGAUGCAAUUCUGUGUUUCUGAAUAAGAGAUUGAGUGUUCUGAUAGUGUACAAGAAAUGGUAGAUUAACAUAAAAGAUAUGUUCUGUACUGUCAGAUUCACCACCUUGUACAAUGUGUUUUUGCAAAGCAAUAUUUGAGCUGCACCAUAAGAAAACCAACAUAAUGCAUUUGCGACCAGCAUGGAUGCAGACCAGCCUGCGCAUCCGCGCAGUCUGGUCAGACUCCAUACUGUUCGCUAACAGUUUCUUUAAUUGCAAUAGGGUUUGAAAGGGAACAAGUAUGGAUCCUGUCCAUACAGAGUGCGCAUGCUUGUCUGGACCCAUGCUGGUCGCAAAUGCACUAUGUUGGUUUUCUCAUACAUACAUAUAUGUGUAGUAAAUCCCUAUAUGUAACAAAAGCACCAGUAAAAUGGUCUGAUAACUUUAACUGAAUCAAUUGUUGCAGUUAAACCUACACAUUUAAGAUGAAUAAGUUGGCUUUUACUGGUACAUUUAAAUGUGUAUGGUGACAUUAAUGAAGUGUUUGCAAUAUUGUGAAAUUUGUCACUGCAGAUGCUUGUUAAAACAAAAAAGAAAAUCUUUCAUACCAUAUAUAUUCACUAAUUAAUACGCCCUCCAACUGAUAUUAUAAAGGCUGCAUGCUGCCUCCUACCCAAAUAUAAUAUCAGUGAAACUUUUAUUUAGAUAAUAAGUAAGAAAUGUAGAUAAAUGAGAUAUAUAUUUUUAGGGCCUUAUCCCUUGCACCCUUUUUAGCUUGACUUUUCGAAGAAAAAGUAGAGCUAUUGCACUCAACCCGGUGUCGGCAUCGCCGUCGCUGUUGGUUAAACUUUUUGAUAAAGUCUUAUAUCUCUGUUACUAUCAAAGCUAUUGACUUGAAUCUUAAAAUAAUUAUUAAAUAUCAAAGUCUACACCAGGAGAAACAAUCCACUUAACUCUGAUUUGAAUUUUGACAGCAUUAUGCCCCUUUUCAACUUAGAAUUUUUGGUUUAAGUUUUUGAUAAAAUCAAAUAUAUCUGUUACUAUCAAAACUAUUGACUUGAAACUUAAAAUACUUCUUUACCAUCAAAGUCUACACCAGGAGAAAUAAUCCCCAUAACUCUGAUUUGAAUUUUGAUAGAAUUAUGCCCCUUUUUAACUUAGUAUUGUUUGUAAAAAAAAUUGAUAAAGUCAAAUAUCUCUGUUACUUUUAAAGCUUUGACUUUAAACUCAAAAUAGUUAUUUACUAUCAAAGUCUUCACCAGGAGACACAAUUCUCAUAACUCUGAUUUGAAUUUUGACAGAAUUAUGCCCCUUUUUAACUUAGAUCUUUUGGUAGAAGUUUUUUUAUAAAGUCAAAUAUCUCUGUUACUAUCAGAGCUAUUGACUUGAAACUUAAAAUACUUAUUUACCAUCAAAGUCUACACCAGGAGACACAGUUCCCAUAACUCUGGUUUGAAUUUUAACAGAAUUAUGCCCCUUUCUAAUCAAGAAUUUUUUGUUAAAAUUUUUGAUAAAGUCAAAUAUCUCUGUUACUAUUAUAGUUUUGGACUUGAAACUCAAAAUAGUUAUUUACUAUCAAAGUCUACACCAGGAGACACAAGUCCCAUAACUCUGAUUUGAAUUUUGACAGAGUUAUGUCCCUUUUAACUUGGACAGCUCUUGUUGUAAAAUGUAAUACACAACUGUGUAUUAAUAAGGGAGUAUAUGGUAUAUGCAUGCCUCCUCUAGAAUGAAAGCACAACCUCUCAAAUGUCUUAGAAUAUUAUGGAGAUGAUUUAUUUCAUUUUGUUAAUGAAAAGUAAAUUUGAUGUAUUAUUUGAUUAUUUAUAAUAAUUGAGCCACGCCAUGAGAAAACCAAUGCAUCGCGCAGUCUGGUCAGGAUCCAUGCUGUUCACAAUCAGUUUCUCUAAUUCCAAUAGGCUUUGAAAGCAAACAGCAUGGAUUCUGACCAGACUGCGCGAAUGCGCAGGCUGGUCUGGAUCUAUGCUGGACGCAAAGCCACUAUUUUGGUUUUCUCAUGGCGUGGCUCAAUUGUUUAUUAAUUUGCAUAAAAGAGAUCAUAUAGUUGACUAUUAUGACAAGUGAAGUUUGAACAAAAUCAGCGAAGUUUUAUUUUUAAUAUGAUGUCAGUUUAGAGAUAAAUUAAAAUUAUGUAAAUUAUUCCUGAUGCAGUUGAUGCUCACAAAUGCGAAACUAAAGGUUAAAAAACUGAAUAUAUCUUUCUAUUGAAGUAGCGCGUGAGCUCUUAACUGACAUUUUAAAUCAUUAAGCUGUCUUGGGGGUGUCUUUAGUUGUUCGAAAUACAUGUUAUAUUGUAAAAAUUUACCCUGUUUUAGAUUCUGUGUUGUUCAUAUUUCUAGGCUUUUUUUAUUAUGGAAACCAUUCACUGUUACUUUACGAAAGAUUUCUGCUUAACCAGUGCUAGGGGAUGUGAGUGGUGUAACACAUUUCUUUAGCUGUGCUGCACAGAUUCAGUCAAACUGAGUCUAGUAUUGUUUUGCUUUGCUAUGUUCAGUGCUUCCAAAGGAUCUUUCUCAUUGAUUUGAUUAUGAGGAAAAGUUUGAAAUUGCUACCAGAUAUUUAAAUUUUUUUUCCAGUGGAUUCGAUACUUAGCAAAGCUUACAACUAUUGACAACAGUGUUUCCUUGUUGACAUACAUGACACCUGUAGCUCAUUUAUUAGUAAGAACUCUUUUUGUGGUGAAUUCAAGUGGUUACAAAUUAAUUUCUGCACAUGCUUAAAGGAACCUUUCAUGUAUUUAUUUUUAUAAUUUCAAAGGCUGCUUUACUGGAUCAAGCGCAUUUGAUUAAGAAUCUCAGAGAGCAGUUUAGAUGACAGUAAAUAUUUGAGCUGCGCCAUGAGAAAACGAACAUAGUGCGUUUGCGACCAGCAUGGAUCCAGACCAGCUUGCGCAUCCGCGCAGUAUGGUCAGGAUCUAUGCUGUAAAGAUGCGCAGGCUGGUCUGGAUCCAAGCUGGUCACAAAUGCACUAUGUUCGUUUUCUCAUGGUGCGGCUUAUUUCUGUAACUGUUCGCAAUUACUAUAAGAUUGGCAAGAGAAGAUUGGCUGUUUGAACGUAGGCAAUGUGAACGCAAGAGAAGAUUGGCUGUUUGAACGUAGGCAGUGUGAACAAACUGUCAAUACUCUCCAUUAUAUUUUCUUGCCUUAUUUCCUAUAUACAUUGUAUAGCGUAUCGAUGGCAAAACGGAAAACUGAUGUGACUUGUGCUCUAUUGUAUACGGGUUAUUGAAGUUUUUCAUUAGCUGUCAAUAUUUUGUUACUAGAUUGCAUUGUUGAGGUUAAAUAAAACACUGCUCAAUCGAGCAUCAUUAAUGCACACCUGGGUUAACUUGAGCAAUUCAUUUUCCCUUAAAUGUUGUUUUGAUUGUUCAAAACUGGGGACAACUCAAAUAUUUUACUCAUCUUGCACUUUUACUAUAUUAUAUAAAGCAAUGAGUCUCCAAUAAUACAUUGUCAGCUGUAUUGUUUAUUUAACCAGUUUUGUAUCUAAAAUUUUCUUUUAUUACUUUUUUAAUUAAUUCAUGAAAAUAUUGAUAAUGUACAUUUUCUGUGAGGAACAUACAUGUAUGUAGUGAUUGGUUUUAAAGUUAAGUUAUCUUCCCAUGGUAAUUUUUUUUAUAAAAAAUACUUUUUAUACUUUAUUCUUUUUCAAAUUACAAUUUGGCUUUUUGGUUGUUAGAUUCUUGUAAUAUUUUGAAGGAUCCAAGUUGUGUAUAUAUAGAAAUGUAAAAAAUUUAGAAAGAAAUGUUGGCUCUACCCCUUUCCAUUGAAAGUUUCAUAGGACAGAAAUGUAACACCGAGCUUGUCAUAUUGAGAAAUGCAUGAAAUUGUAACAGUGUAUAAAGAAAUAUUUUUAAACACUUUUAUUACAAAAUUAGAGUCUAACAAUAGUUCAAUGCCAAAUAUUAUUUAUGUUCUGUUUAUGUCUUAAUCUACAGUAUUCUUAUAUUGUAGUUAACUGUUUGUUGUCAGUUUUUCAUAAGAUAUGUGUUAUGAGUUAUUAUGUUCUUGAACUUUUUUGUUCUAUAUAAUGUGUUUAUAUUAGUGAAAUAUAAAUUAUAUAUGACACAUGAAAAGGG